This is a messenger RNA of Tachyglossus aculeatus (Australian echidna), 1196 nucleotides long. Its product is annotated as nuclear transport factor 2-like. NCBI's taxonomy places the organism in Eukaryota, Metazoa, Chordata, Mammalia, Monotremata, Tachyglossidae. Gene Ontology annotation, cellular component: nuclear pore central transport channel. The record is from RefSeq and is a predicted model, not a curated record. The transcript has 5 exons. Bases 186 to 569 code for a protein of 127 amino acids. Gene Ontology annotation, biological process: protein import into nucleus.
CGGGCAUCCCCGGCUCCCGGCUCUGGGAGCUGCGGGGCCCCCUGCGCGGCUGACCCCGGCUGACCUCAGUUGGCAACCCAGUCAGGAGGGGAGGGGGCCGCACUGUCCCAACCCCACCCAACCCCUCAACGCCCCUGCCGUGGAGCCGCACCACCCGGGGGCACCGGAGGAGGCAGGGGUGGACCAUGGCAGAGAGCCCGAUGUGGGAACAGGUUGGGGCGAGCUUCGUGCACCUCUAUUAUCGCCACUUUGAUGCCGACAGGGUGCAGCUGAGUGCUCUCUAUACGGACACAUCUUGCUUGACGUGGGAAGGCCAGCAGUUCCAAGGGAAGGCCACUAUCAUGGAGAAGAUGAUGAGCCUCCCAUUCCAGAAAAUCCGGCACAGCCUAACGUCUCAAGACCAUCAGCCGGCUCCAGACAACUGCAUCGCCAGUAUGGUUGUGGGCCAGCUCAAGAUUGAUGAGGACCCCGUGAUGGGCUUCCAGCAGCUGUUCAUUCUCAAGAACACGAAUGAAAAAUGGAUCUGCACCAACGACAUCUUCAGGCUGGCCCUGUUCGAUUUUGCUUGAUGCCCUCGUGGGCCCGGCCCGUCCCCGUGGCAUCUCCCAGUGGGGCCAUUUCUCACCGUCCCCUGGCAGGUGGAGGCGAAGGAAUCCCCCAGGCUCUCGCUGGAGUUUUGCCCCGAUGUGCGUCGGCGGCUAAAGGACCGUGGGAGGGUGGCGGUGGCCAACGAGGCUUCUGCCUCGGAGAGGAACUUCUAGUCCACGCCGGUGCCCCGGGCCUAGGGGACGAGCCAGUGGCAUCGGUGGGCAGCACGAGAGGGGACCGCUGCCAGCGGACGACCGGGAGGAAGCUGUUUGUUUCCUACCUGCAGGCCUCCAGAAAACUUUGUAAAAACCAACUUGGAUUCCUAGAUGUCCUCCUUCUCUUCCUCCUCUUCCGCCAGCCCGAAAUGCCUCUGGGAUGGCACUAAUUCUAGUCGAGCUAUUUUCGUCGCUCUGCUAAGAACAUCUGUGGGAUGGGGGCUGACACAAAGGAGAAUUUUUCCCAUGUCAGAUGUUAGGACGUGGGAAACUUCCUUCAAGCAAACGCUUGAUGCUCAGAGCCCCUGGUUCUGCCUGCUUCGGCCUGUCGCGUGGGGCGGCUCUCGGCGGGGUGACUCCUGGCUGUGAGAGGGCCAAAAAAGGGUGCAAAAU